Molecule: messenger RNA, 1029 nt
Organism: Euleptes europaea (tarantolino)
Lineage: Eukaryota; Metazoa; Chordata; Lepidosauria; Squamata; Sphaerodactylidae
Gene: BAG2
Product: BAG cochaperone 2
Biological process (GO): protein stabilization
Molecular function (GO): protein-folding chaperone binding; adenyl-nucleotide exchange factor activity
Source: RefSeq, a predicted model, not a curated record
AUGACUGGAAAUAGGCUGGCUACUUCACACACUAGCUUAACAGAACCUGAGACUCCCCACCCUUUACAGGUGUCCACUAGCUUAAUGUUAACUAGGGUCUCCGGCCGCAAGCGAGACCCAGAAGGAAGGGAAGGGCUUUGCAGCGCCGGGCGGGCGGGGAGGGCUGGCCUCCCUCUGGGCGUCCAGCCAGGAGCGGCGCUGUCGCCGCAGCCUGCCGGGGAGGGGAGGGGGGGGACUCUUGGUGGGCGAGCGGCGGAGGCGGCUCUUCGCCUCCUGACGCCGCCGGCCGGCCGGCCGGCCGCUAUGGCCCAGCCCAAGAUUAGCAGCAGCAGCGGCAGCAGCAGCCGCAGCUUGAAGGGCGGCGGCGGCGGCGGCGGCGAAGCGGGCGGCGGGCAGGGGGGAGGCCGCUUCUGCCGCUCCACUUCCAUGGCGGACCGCUCCAGCCGCCUGCUGGAGAGCCUCGACCAGCUGGAGCGGAGGGUUGAAGCCUUGCGGGAUGCAGCAUCAUCAAUGGAACAAGAAAAAGAAACUCUCCUGGAAAUGAUCCAUAAUAUACAGAACAGCCAAGAUAUGAGGAAUAUUAGUGAAGGUGAAAGAGAAGAGCUCAGUCUGACUGCCAAACGUCUGAUGGGCAGGACCCUCACAGUCGAGGUUUCUGUAGAAACCAUCCGAAAUCCCCAGCAGCAGGAAUCUCUGUUUCACGCUACGCGGAUGAUUGAUGAAAUAGUCAGCAAACUCUUAGAUGACUUAGACGACUCCAAGAGCCGCUUAAUGUCACUGUAUGGGGCCUGUACAUCUGAGGUGCCAUCUGGACCCAUUGAUCAGAAGUUCCAGUCGGUUGUAAUUGGAUGUGCUAUAGAAGAUCAGAAGAAAAUCAAGAGACGGCUAGAGACAUUACUAAGGAAUUUAGAAAAAUCCGAAAAAUCCAUCAUGCUCUUAGAGCAUCAAAAGGCAACUACAAGGCACCUCUGCAACAAUGUAAAAGAUUAAAUGCUAUCCCCGUUUCCACAAAGCGCACAAAAACAAGGA